CGGACCAACCGGUCCAGUGAAGUGCAUCGUCCCACUGGAACACCGUAGAGCUGGAACGCGGAAGCGACCUCCGCUCACUUCGCUGCAUCCACCUGUCCACCGAACAGCCAAUCCGCCGCAUCCCUCUGUGCGCCACGUACCCCCAACCGAAAGCAACGGUCAGCGUCGGCGCCACCUGGCCGAACGCCACGUGUCCGCCUCCCGCCUCGUCGGCCGACCCAUCUUGUAUCCGAUCCCCUUCCCGUGUGUGGCUCGUUCCCUCAUCCUCGGCGCCGCUCCUCCUCCUCAUCCCCGUCCUCGUCUCCUCAAUUAUCACAGCAUAAAAUUAGAUCGAGGCAUGGAUGGCCAAUCUCCGCCGUGCCACAGCAAGAGUAAGAAGCAAGAGAUCAAAGACGGUGCGCCGCGAAGCGACCUAUGGACCGACGGUCUCAUCUGUGCAUUCGAGUUUGUCCGAUGCAACACUUGGACCAGCCCGAAUUCAUCUCGGGUGCAGUCCAUGCAGGUUAAAGACAAUUUGAACCCGAAGAAACAGGGAACGAGAUGUAGGCCGGGUAGCGUUUCCCCGGAAAAUUUGAACAAGCACAAUUCCGUUCAUUCCUUAGAUCUGCCCGUAAUUGAUGAUGAAGUUCCUCAAUCUGAGGAUUUCAAAGCAAAUUCGAAGUAUGCGACGAACUCCUCAGAGAGCCACUGGAUGCCCAUUGGAUGGACUAGGAUUUCCGAGCUUGUUCAAAUGGUCCAAACUGAUGCUACUUGGGAUUCAGAGCGUAUUGAUCUCAUUGAGGAUGGGGAUGAUUUUACAGUUGCUGAUGUGGCGGCUCCUUAUUGGGUUCGCCCGGCGGGACCUACGUGGUGGUGCCACGUAGCGGCGGGCAAUAAGUCCGUCGAUGAGUGGCUGAGUAAUGCGCAUUGGUUGCAUCCGGCCAUCAGCAUUGCUUUGAGAGACGAAAGCCGUCUUAUCAGUGAGAAGAUGAAGCAUCUAUUAUAUGAGGUCCCAGUAAGGGUUGCUGGUGGCUUAUUAUUCGAGCUCUUGGGCCAGUCGGUUGGAGAUCCAUCUCGCAAUGAAGAUGACAUACCUAUUGUGCUUCGAUCUUGGCAAGCUCAGAACUUUCUUAUAACCGCACUGCAUGUUAAAGGGUCCGCAUCGAACAUUAACGUGCUGGGAAUAACUGAAGUGCAGGAGCUUCUUUUUGCUGGCGGGAGCGCAGCCCCUAAAUCGAUCCAUGAAGUCAUAGCACAUUUAGCUUGUCGUCUUGCUCGAUGGGAUGAUAGGUUGUUCCGCAAGUAUGUAUUUGGAGCAGCAGAUGAAAUCGAGUUAAAGUUUGUAAAUAGGAGAAAUCAUGAAGAUUUGAAUCUACUCUCCACAAUAUUUAACCAGGAAAUUAGAAGAUUGGCUACUCAGGUUAUUCGAGUUAAAUGGUCACUGCAUGCAAGGGAGGAGAUCAUAUUCGAACUCCUCCGGCAUUUGAGGGGAAAUGCCACCAAAGCUAUGCUGGAAGGGAUGAAGAAAAAUACAAGGGAAAUGUUGCAGGAACAAGAGGCUGUUCGAGGCCGAUUGUUCACAAUUCAGGAUGUUAUGCAGAGCACUGUUCGUGCAUGGUUGCAGGAUAAGAGCCUGCAUAUCACUCACAACCUAACUAUCUUCGGAGGUUGCGGCCUGGUCCUUUCCAUAAUCACCGGACUGUUUGGGAUCAACGUAGAUGGAAUACCGGGGGCUGAGAAUACCCCAUACGCGUUUUCCUUAUUCACGGGGCUUCUCUUCUGUAUUGGUAUAGUGUUAAUCGUGGUCGGAAUGCUCUACUUUGGAUUGAAGAAGCCAAUCACUGAAGAGCAGGUGCAGGUGCGGAAGCUGGAGCUGCAGCAGCUGGUCUCGAUGUUCCAGCGCGAAGCCGAGAAUCAUGCUAAAGUAAGAGAAGGCGUCUCCCAGCAUCACUUGCUUCCGAGUGCCUCCGAUAUCAUCUCCGAUGCCGAGAGAGGCUAUCUCCUCAUACCUUGAUAACACAGAAGAUUCGAACAUAUAACAUAGUCCAUCUAAUGGAUAUGUUGUUUUGAGUAGUAGUUUUAGUUUCCGAGCAUAUUUAGAACUGUAAAGUUUAUUUGCAUCCGUGGGAAUGUAAAUUCCGAAUUAAAGUUGACCGAGGAUUAUUCAGUCCUAAACUAUGCUGUUCAUAGUCAUGCUUCUAAACAAUUGCUUUGCUUUGAGAAGCAGUGGUCAA
Messenger RNA from Ananas comosus (pineapple), 2213 nucleotides. RefSeq lists its product as uncharacterized. Gene Ontology annotation, biological process: metal ion transport; transmembrane transport. The record is from RefSeq and is a predicted model, not a curated record. Bases 338 to 1993 code for a protein of 551 amino acids. Gene Ontology annotation, molecular function: metal ion transmembrane transporter activity. NCBI's taxonomy places the organism in Eukaryota, Viridiplantae, Streptophyta, Magnoliopsida, Poales, Bromeliaceae. Gene Ontology annotation, cellular component: membrane. The transcript has 8 exons.